This is a messenger RNA of Plasmodium vinckei vinckei, 879 nucleotides long. RefSeq names its product LisH domain-containing protein, putative. NCBI's taxonomy places the organism in Eukaryota, Apicomplexa, Aconoidasida, Haemosporida, Plasmodiidae. Gene Ontology annotation, molecular function: protein binding. Bases 1 to 879 code for a protein of 292 amino acids. The transcript has a single exon. The record is from RefSeq and is a predicted model, not a curated record.
AUGAAAAUACAUUUGUCAUCAGAUGAAGUUAAUCUACUUGUUUAUCGCUAUUUAGUAGAGAAUGGUUUUGUUCAUACCGCAUAUGCAUUUUUGAAUGAAGGAAAUAUAUCAAAGAAUACAUAUUAUGUAAGUCAUUGUGAUAAAUUGCCCAGUAAUGCAUUGGUAUCAUUUUUACAAAAGGCAUUGAUAUAUAUUUAUAUAGAAUAUCAUACUGAUCAUAAAGAUGGAAAAAAAAUUAGUUGUGAGGAACCAUUCUCCUUUUUUCGAAGGCAUGAAUGCUGGAAUGAUGAGAAUAAUUCAUCAGAGAAUGAAAAUAAAACAGAGCUUCAAUUAGAUAAUAAAAUUUCAAGUAAUAAUUUAAACAGUUUUGGAACUAGUAAUAAUAGUAAUAAUCGAAAUAAUGAUAAUGAUGAUAGUAAUAAUAGUAGUAAUAACUACAAUAACACCAAAAAAAAUAAUAAAAACAAUAAUAAUAACAAUAAUAACGACAAUAAUAAUAAUAAUCCGAAGGAAAAUCCAAAUCCCCAAAAACCUAAAGCAAGCAGACCGCAUAUAUAUAGUAGCAGCUUUUCCAAUUUCGCUAGCUUAAACUAUAAUGAUAGUAAUUUAUCCUUUAAGGAUAUCAAGCGGAAUUAUGUAAGCAUUUUUGCUCAAGCUAAAACUACUAAAAAAAAGUCAAAUAAAAGAACAAAUAAUAACGAUGAAUCAAAAGAAAAAAAUGUGAAAGAAGAAUCGAAUAGUACUUCGGGUAAUCAAAAGAAGAAAUCUAAGGCUACGAAAUCAUCCAGCAAAUCAAAUAAAGUGACAGAAAGCGAUAAUAAUAAAAGUGAAGAUGGCGAUGGCAAUUUAUUGUAUGAUAAAAAAAAGAAAAAAACAUAA